Molecule: messenger RNA, 414 nt
Organism: Acanthocheilonema viteae
Lineage: Eukaryota; Metazoa; Nematoda; Chromadorea; Rhabditida; Onchocercidae
Source: the annotation of a GenBank genome assembly
AUGUUGGGGAAGGAAAAAGCGGCGAAAAUCAUCACGCAACAUCCGAAUCAAUACGAUGCUGCAAACGUGAUAGACACAGCGCUACGUGAUGACCCCAAUGAGUCACCGUUUGAUGUGAUAUCGCGCAUCAGUAAGGUCAAUUUGGUCGCACUUGAAACGUUCGGUGAAUUAAAUCAAUUUUGGGGUAAUGCAAAUCGAAUUCUCCUCCCAUUAGCUGGACAAAUUGAACGUGCGUCAUUGUCACUUUUACGUGCAACCUUUCCUCAAAUAUUCGGUGAUUUGAAUCCGUCGGACAUCGCAACUGAUAAAGUGACUUACCCGCCGGAUAAAUCUAAUUUUGUGAUUAAGGAACUGAUCAAAGCUCUCGUAAGUUCAGCAAAACGAAAUUCCGCCUCUUCAAAUAGCUCAAAUUAG